UAUUUUUACUAAAGUCUUCACCUUUCUCUUCUCUACCAGCAAACCAAACAAACCAAACCUCUCUGUAAAUCAACCAAACAAAUUAUGGGAAUUUCGUGGAGUAGCAGAAGAAGAAACAACCAUCAUCACCACCAUGGUCAUUAUUUAGCACCACCGCCUCCACCGCUUCCGCCGCCACUACCACCUUACCACGAACCCUCUUUGUAUUCCACCCCAAACCCACCUCCACCCCCACCGCCUUAUGCUCCACCCCACAAUCCUUAUCCUGCUCCCCCACCCCCACCACCUCCGCCACCGGUUAAUUCUUAUUAUUACAAUUCUCACGGUGGCUACAAUUCUUGUAAUUAUGCAAAUCCCGUGAUGGGCAGGUUCAACUACCAGUUUCAUUACCAGCCUCCUUAUUACGCGAACCAGGCCCAUGGAUGGCCCACUAACAGGCCUCAAGUGGGCCCACCACCGCCUUAUGUUGAUCAUCAGAGUGCAAAGAAGGUGAGGAAUGAUGUGAAUGUUCAUAAGGAUACGUUGAAGAUUGAAGUGGAUGAGCAGAACCCGGAUCAUGUCUUAGUUUCAUUUGUAUUUGAUGCCAUGUUUGAUGGGAGCAUCACUAUUUUGUACUUUGCUAAGGAAGAGGCAAAUUGUCGGUUUGUUCCGCUGUUUCCCGAAGCCUAUGUGCCAGUGAGAGUUCCCUUUAAGAAAGGACCGGGCCAGAAAUUUCUUCAGCCUUCAGGGACAGGCAUUGACUUAGGCUUCUUUGAAUUGGAUGAUCUCUCUAAACCAUCACCAGGAGAAGAUGUAUUUCCUCUUGUAAUAUCUGCUGAAACAAAUACGCCAUCAACGUCCACCGAUGAACAUUUCAGUGAUCCCGAGCCAAAUACAGCUCCUCAUACGCAGGUCACUCAAGUUGUUCUAGAAAAGAAUAAUGAUGCUUCAUUCCAAGCAAAAGUAAUAAAGCAGAUAUUGUGGGUUGAUGGGGUUCGCUAUGAGUUACGUGAGAUAUAUGGAAUAGGAAGCUCAGCAGCCGAGGGUUUUGAUGACAGUGACCCAGGGAAGGAAUGUGUGAUUUGCAUGACUGAACCUAAGGAUACUGCUGUGCUACCUUGCAGACACAUGUGUAUGUGCAGCGAGUGUGCAAAGGCAUUGCGGCUGCAGUCAAAUAAGUGCCCCAUAUGCCGUCAUCCCAUUCAGGAACUUAUAGAGAUCAAGAUAAAUAGUGGUGGUGAUCAAUGACAGAUUUUUAUAUCAAGUUUGAUUGUAUGGUAUGAGUAUUUAAUUCUUUAUGUUUGUAAUGUGUCUUUCCCAGCUCUUUAUGCAUAUAAUUUUUUUGUAUAUUUCAAUCAUAUAUAACAGUUUUUUAACUUCUAUGUGACAUCCAUGUGAAAUCUAAUCUUGCAAGGAUGAAAUGUAACAGUUAGUGUGUUUGUGCAUGAGAAUCUAUGACUGAAACUAUAGCUUUCAAAUCUUCAAUAUUCACUCAAUCAGUGUGAAUCUUUAACCA
Messenger RNA from Pistacia vera, 1495 nucleotides. RefSeq names its product probable E3 ubiquitin-protein ligase LUL4. Gene Ontology annotation, molecular function: ubiquitin protein ligase activity. The coding region runs from base 85 to 1227 and encodes 380 amino acids. Gene Ontology annotation, biological process: protein ubiquitination. Lineage: Eukaryota; Viridiplantae; Streptophyta; Magnoliopsida; Sapindales; Anacardiaceae. The record is from RefSeq and is a predicted model, not a curated record. The transcript has 3 exons.